CGCAACCCGUAGCCAUAGAAACACUUACAUAGUUGUUGCUAGUGAGUUUUAUUUAGUAUCAGUAUCACAAAUAGAACUAGCACGCUAAAUCGCCGAGAUCUAGAGCAGUUUCCAUCUGCAAAUACAUUGAAAUCGACCAAAAACCAGCGUCCUUAUAAUUGUUUACCGUUAUGAAAUCGCCAGGAGACCUCCAGGCACGGUCCACGUGUGGACCAUCCAGUCAUAUCCUUUGCACCGGUGCCAGCGACUUUUAACCUCCAAACUGGGACAAAGGAACACUAUCCUAAAAUUUUCACAGAUCUGCCAGACACUGCCCUCAGAUCCAGAAGCUUGCAAACAAGAAACAUCUCUUUCCUGAGAGUGGCAAAAGACAAAAAAACCCCACAGAUUCUGAAGUGAAUUCCAAUGUAAAGAAUGGCCCAGGCGCCAUCAGUGUCCACAUCUUCCCACUGUAAUCUACGAAAAGAUUAAUAAACCAUGCCUGAUUACUGAGUAUGUGGAGAAGUAUACUCCAUAUGGAGAUGUUCAGCCGAGAGAAUCCUACAAACCUCGAGAGGAAUACCAACGACAUGAAGGGAAGAUGCAGAGCAUGACUACAUUCAGGGCAGAUUAUACUGCACAUGAUAUCCAGCCUAGACCAGGCAGGGUGAGUGAGGAAUUCAAACAUCCCCAUGGAAGUAUGAAUCUACACACCACAUACAAACGAGAUUUUAACGUACACUCAAUCCAACCAGUGGCUCCGAAACGACCAUUAGAACAAAGAAACAACUCUACAGCAAAGAUGGAAACAAUUCCCACGUACAAAGAUCAUUUCAAACAGUGGGAACUUCCUAAAAAAGAAACAUAUAAACCAGAAUAUACAUUCAAAGUACCAUCAGUCAAGUUUGCAAAUAAAACCACAUUUCAAGAUGACUAUUCUUUCCAAGUGCCAACUCCCAGAGAGUGUGUUAGGCCUACACGUGCUGCUAGGUUGUUAAACGUGCCCUUUGAUGACAUGACCAACUAUCGGCAGCAUUUUGUACCUUAUACGUAUGAGCCCCGCAAGCGGCAUGAACAUGAACAAUACAAACCAAAUGAUGAACCUUUUGAUGAUCUCACUACUCACAGGAGAGAUUUCAAGGGACAAACGGGAGAGCUUACGCUACCUAUUCGACCUCCAUGCAGCAAACCAGACUCUGAUCAGCAGUUUCGUGACUUGACUGAAUUUCGAGACAAGUAUCGCACAUGGACGGUAGAUCGACCAGUAUUGCAUAAGGCUGUGGAAUUUGUAUCUCCUGAAGGCACAAUUGAUCUGAGCACCACUACUCGUACAGACUACAUUGAACACAAAGUUCACCCUCUUGUUCCAGCCCGGCCUGUGCCCCAGAGGAGUGGGUUAAACAUUUCAUUUGAAGGGCAGUCCACCAUGAAGGCAGACUACAAACCUUGGGAUUCUGUACGAGAACCUAUGAUCAAACCACGUCAAGAACUGGAGAAAGCCACCGGCCAAUUUAAUGAUAUGACAACAUUCAGGGCUCACUAUGUACCUCACCAGAUCAACCUGGUACAUUCCUUCAAACCCCGAAACUCCUACAAUCCCAACGCAGUGCCGCUGGAUAAUGGAACCACCUAUCAAUUCAGUUUCACACCAAAACCAGUUCAGCCAUGUCCUGCCUCAUUCACAGUGCCCCCUGGUUAUGAGUACGUGGAAACUGACCCACAAGGUCAUAAAUUGUAUCGCCCACUGUCCGAAAAGGAAAAUGUCCAGCCCAAAUUACCAAACACCUCCCUGGAAUUGAUUUCAAAUACUCUCAGACAUCAAAAAUCUGCAAAUGAUUUGAAAGCAGGUUUCACAGCUGAUGGAAUAGUUGCAGCUUGAAGAAAGCAAACCAUGGCCCUGCCAACCUGGAAAUUAUGAUCUUCUGGUGUUCUUUAACAGGAUUACAGAUAUGCAUCUUUUCUGCUUUACUUUAAAAAACUGAUAAAUAAGAAUAGAAGGUUUUAUUCCUGUACAAGUCACAAUCAAAUACAGCAAUACUCUGGGACUGGCAAAAACCACACCCCUAUUUUAGAAUGGAACUUGACCUCCUCUCAUCACCUUGGCUUGGAUGUUCUAUUAUCAACACACUAAAAUGGAAUUUUAAAAUCAAUUGCUUCCACUGACAGUGCUGCAUACAUUAUUCAGAAGAUUCACAUUGAACACUUAUUUUGAACGCAAUUCCAUAUUUUUUUUGCAGUAUACCAUGUGAUUGGAAUUGCAUAGUAAAGGCAGAGGAGCCUGGAAUUAUUUUAAGUAAGUUUUGGAUGUUGUGACCUGGAGAUGAGGGUUUUCCUGAGAGAAUGAACAAUGCUGAGACAGAUCUUAUCCAAGUCAAUUUUGUGAUCAUUAUCAGUGUAAGAUUCAAAUGUCUGAUUUUUUUUUUUAAGAAAACUUUUCUGUGAAGGUGCAACACUUCUGUAACUGCUUGCUUACGAAUGGACUUGAAAUGUUACAUUCUAAUACAGUUAAUCUGAAUGAUAAACCUGGAAGAGGUAAACCCAAUAGACAAAUGUGUCCAGUACAAGUUCUUGGGCAGGAAAGAAAUUAACACAUUAUAUUAUGAGUUCAGGUGUUACUUCUACUAAAGCAGAUAUCAUCCUACUGUUUAACUUUACUUUGUUGCCCCAAUCUAAGAAUUAAUCACCAGAAAGAUCUAUAUUUUUGUAUUUGGAUCUUGUACUUUUUAAGCAGUGAUAAUUUAACUUUUUUUAAAAAAACCUGUCCACAAAUUAUCUAUAGCUAUCACAAAAAAAUUGUCAUUUUUACAUAUUUGUCUCAACCCAGGCAUCCAGUGGAGUUCGUCAGUUUCUCAAAGUACCAAUGAUUAGUUCACUAUAAUUACAUUAAGUUAAAGGCUAACAUUUAAAACGAGAUGACUGAAAUAAGUUUUUGUUUUGAAAGUACAGAUACAGUUGUUAUAUAUCAAGAUUAAGGUUUCUUUUAAUGUUAUAUUCUAAACACUGAAUAAACCAUUUGAAGCUACCACAUCCAUAUCCAUCAUCUUGUGUAGAUGUGGAUUACAUUCAGUAAAAGAUUCGAAAGCCUUUUAAUAAGCAUCCCUAAUUCAUGUGCAUUUAGUGUAGCCCACUUACUUUCUAUACACUUACAAUAGAUAUUUAGCUCCAUUACCUGUAAUUAUGAAGAACACAAGUGUAAUCUGUUUUGCUUCACAAUAAUAUUUCACCCAUGAUAUUCUCAGGAAUGCUUCUAAGUUUCCUAUUAUUGUUUGUAUUAACACUAAAACCUUUUAUGGUAUACAUCCUUUGGAUUUGUACUGUCUUUUUACAAAUGGGUUGGUCUGCACAAUGUGAUUUCUCCUAGCAUUUUUAAAACUUUAGCAUGAAUUUUUAAGUAGUGUGCGUUUGCAAUGUCCUUUGUAUUGUAUAGAGCCUGACUUUGACUUUGCUUUAGGUAAUGGAUUUCAGGUUGUAGAUGUGCCAAUGUAAAAUAACAAAUAAAAUUCUUUUAAAAAAAAUACAUAAAAAUAUACAGUGCUAAUACCAGAAUGUUUAACUUGAUUGCUGAAAUGUGCUAUAUCGGCAUUGUGAAAUUUUAACACAUUUCAAUUUGUAAAGUUUUGAGUGAAUCUUGGUGAUUCUGUCAAUCGCAUUUGAAUAAAUGCCAUGAUUUGUCGUUCUUAAGUAGCUACAGGUAUUCUCCUAUAAUGUGAUAGUUGCAUUCUUGUGUGACCUCGUGCUAUUAGGAAAUCAGUAUACUAUACUAUAACAGUAGAAAGUUUGCAUUAUCCAAACAGCAUGUACUGUUCAUCAAUGGUCUUACAGCCAUUUUGUGUUAACAAAAUGUGUUCUAGCAGAAAUCCUCUGGUGAUUUGCUAUGGUGCGAAGUCGCACAAGAACACCACUAUCGCAUUAUAGGAGAACUACCUGUAUUACACAGUUGUCCCUCCAUGAACUCACA
Molecule: messenger RNA, 3937 nt
Organism: Stegostoma tigrinum
Lineage: Eukaryota; Metazoa; Chordata; Chondrichthyes; Orectolobiformes; Stegostomatidae
Product: stabilizer of axonemal microtubules 2-like
Exons: 5
Coding region: 581-1858 (425 amino acids)
Biological process (GO): microtubule anchoring
Cellular component (GO): sperm flagellum; ciliary basal body; cytoskeleton
Molecular function (GO): microtubule binding
Source: RefSeq, a predicted model, not a curated record